AUGCCGCUGGUGAAGAGGAACAUCGAGCCGCGCCACCUGUGCCGCGGGGAGCUCCCCGAGGGCAUCGGCAGCGAGCUGGAGUGCGUCAUGAACAACACGCUCUCCGCCAUCAUCCGCCAGCUCAGCAGCCUCAGCAAACAUGCAGAGGACAUAUUUGGCGAGCUGUUCAACGAGGCCAAUACCUUCUACCUGCGCGCCAACUCUCUACAGGACCGCAUCGACCGGCUGGCCGUCAAGGUCACGCAGUUGGACUCCACCGUGGAGGAAGUUUCAUUGCAAGACAUCAACAUGCGCAAGGCCUUCAAGAGCUCCACCACUCAAGACCAGCAGGUGGUGUCCAAGAGCAGCGUGCCCAAUCCUGUCAAGGAGAUGUACAAUUUGAGUGACAAGCCUCCACCGCUCAGCAUCCUCUCGUCUUACAGGGAUGACAAGAAGGAAGCACUCAAAUUCUACACGGACCCCUCCUACUUCUUCGACCUGUGGAAAGAAAAGAUGCUGCAGGACACAGAAGACAAGAGGAAAGAGAAGAGGAAGCAAAAGGAACAAAAGCGCUGCGUGGACGGAACGUUACAGAGAGAGGUGAAGAAAGUCCGCAAGGCGAGGAACCGUCGACAGGAGUGGAACAUGAUGGCGCUGGAUAAAGAGUUGAGGCCGGACCACCGUCACACCAUACACAGAGAUAGGGGAGCCUCCUCUGAGGGCUCCAUGUCUCCAGAGAACAGGGCUCACGGUGUAGACCUCCACCACUACCCCAAUGCCAUGAACCACGCAGGCCACGCCCACACAUACUCAGGCCCGCCUCCUAGCAUGCUAGCCGCCCAGAUGGCGGCGGGCCAUGGUCCUCGCGGAGGAGGCGACCACCACCACCACCACGACGCCAGGGGCAGGACGGCGGCUUAUCAGGGUGGAACCCUCGGCCGCCCCCACCACCACCAGCAUCAGCAACAAGUCCCUUUGCCGCCCCCGCCUGCUGAGGCUAUGAAUGGCGGCUCUGUGUCACUGCCUCCGCUUGACUACAGCAUGGACGGUUACGCCAACACGGGCCCGCCGCCUCCACCACCGGCCCCGCUCAUCCCCUCCGCCUUGACGGCCUUCGCCUCACCACCCGGAGGCCCUGUGUCGCCUGGCGGCUACGCUCCACCCCCACCACCCUUAUGCGGCGGUCCGGUUGCACCGCCGCCUCCCGGGCCCCCGCCGGUUCCUCUCCAAGGUGCACACAAGAUGUCAUCACCAGUACCGAUGGAGAGCAGCGUGGUCAACGAUGCCCGUAGUGACCUGCUGGCAGCCAUACGGAUGGGUAUCCAGUUGAAGAAGGUUCAAGAGCAGCAGGAGCAGCAAGCCAAGCGGGAGCCGGUGGGCAAUGACGUGGCCACCAUCCUGUCACGCCGCAUCGCGGUGGAAUACUCGGACUCCGAGGACGACUCGGAACUUGAGGAUAACGACUGGUCCGACUGA
Molecule: messenger RNA, 1455 nt
Organism: Nerophis lumbriciformis (worm pipefish)
Lineage: Eukaryota; Metazoa; Chordata; Actinopteri; Syngnathiformes; Syngnathidae
Source: RefSeq, a predicted model, not a curated record